UUUCCUUCAAAAAAAAAAAAAAAAAAAAAAACUCUUCACUAGUUUUAUUUGUCUUUCAAAUAAAAAACCCUUGUCCCCCAUUUGUCUCUCACUCUAUCACGCACAACGGCAGCCACUACCGGAUUCCGGUCACCGGCGACGCGCACGGAGCAUCCUAGAUCUGGCCACUUUGUCUUCUCAACUUCUCUACAAGUCUACUAUUCAAAUUUUUCUAAGACAUUUUGAAGCUUCAACUUUCAGCCAAUCAAUCAUCCUGAGCCAGAAGCAUGUCAGAGAGCAAGGGAAAUCCAACUGUAAACAAGUCAACAGGUUUGCCUCGGAAGCGAUUUUACCGAGCCCGAGCGCACAGUAAUCCGUUAAGCGAUUCUCAUUUCCCUGUUCCACUUUCAUCCCAUCAUGUUGACUACUCGCUUCAUUUUCCUCAAAUUUUCCCUUCUCCCGACCGAUCUGGAGAUGCUAGGAGGAUCGAAUUCGCCGACAUAGGUUGUGGUUUUGGAGGGCUUCUCAUUAGCCUCUCAACUUUGUUCCCCGAAAAGCUAAUGAUCGGAAUGGAGAUUAGGGAUAAGGUGCAAGAGUAUGUAAAGGAACGGAUUUUGGGGUUGAGGACAACAAACCCGGGUCAAUACCAGAAUGUCUCUGUGGUAAGGACCAACUCCAUGAAAUACAUUCCAAACUAUUUUGAAAAGGGUCAACUAUCAAAGAUGUUCUUCUUGUUUCCCGACCCACACUUCAAAGAGAAGAAUCAUCGCCGAAGAGUAAUCAGCCCGUUCUUGCUAGAUGAAUAUGCUUACGUACUCCGAGAAGGAGGGAUCAUCUACACGAUUACAGAUGUUGAGGAGUUGGGAGAUUGGAUGAGGACGUGUCUCAAGAAUCAUCCCAUGUUUGAGGAUAUCACAGAUGAAGAACUUGAAGCAGAUCCUGUAGUUAAGCUCUUGGAAUCUGCUACUGAGGAAGGGCAGAAGGUUGCCAGAAAUGGGGGACUGACUUUUCAAGCCGUGUUCAGACGGAUUGCUUUGUCUGGUUAGUCUGUAACUUUGAAUGCCCUUUUAGUUUUUAGCAGAAUAUUGGAUCUGAAUCAGUUUUGCAUCUCUUAGGAGUAGUUCAGUUUAUAUUGUGCUAUUCUGAAAAAAAUGAAGGUUCAAUUUUGAGGUGUGGGAUUUGUUAUGCUAUUUUGCAAGAUUUUGGGUUUUGAAUUUAUUUUUAUUUUACUAGACAGGUUUUGGAUUUAAGGUCACAAUUA
Spinacia oleracea (spinach) is the source of this 1240-nucleotide messenger RNA. Its product is annotated as tRNA (guanine-N(7)-)-methyltransferase. Gene Ontology annotation, molecular function: tRNA (guanine(46)-N7)-methyltransferase activity. NCBI's taxonomy places the organism in Eukaryota, Viridiplantae, Streptophyta, Magnoliopsida, Caryophyllales, Amaranthaceae. Gene Ontology annotation, biological process: tRNA methylation; RNA (guanine-N7)-methylation. Bases 267 to 1025 code for a protein of 252 amino acids. The record is from RefSeq and is a predicted model, not a curated record. Gene Ontology annotation, cellular component: tRNA methyltransferase complex. The transcript has 2 exons.